AUGGGGGGAUCUAAUUCACAUACUCAAAAUGAUGAUUCAUUAAGUGUGAAUGUGGAACAACGGAGUGAAAAUACUUUACAAAUCAUGUCAAGUGCUCAAGGUGAUCUUGAUAAUAUUUGUGGAUCUUUGGUUGGUGAAAAACACGAGGAUAUUGAAAAACUCAUGAAGUUGUACUCAAAUCAUGCUAAAAAAGGAUUAAGAAAAAAUGCUAGCAAUGUAAAUGAGGUUAGAAAGAAAAUUGUACUUACAACAAGGACUGAUUGCAAAGCUUUUUUUAGGAUUAAACUGAGUACUAGUGAUGAAGGUUUGUAUGAGGUGAAAGAACAUGUGUUGGAGCAUAAUCAUCCACUAACUAGAGAAGAGUUAAGCUAUAUGCAUCGUUCUAAUAGAACAAUUAGCGAUGAAAAUGUUGUCAUUAUUGAAGAUAUGUUAUCAUCUGGGAUAGGAGCCACUGAUGCUUAUAGAUAUAUGGCGCAAGAAGCAGGGGGUGAGGAUAUGAUUGGCUAUACAAAGAGAGACUGUAUAAACUAUGUAAAUAUGCUGAAAAUCUUAACAAUAGAAGGAGGUGAUGCUCAAACACUUUUGAACAUUUUAGAAGAUCAAUCUGCUGAAAAUGAUGACUUCUUUUAUAGAGUGCGAUUAGAUGAAGAUGGUAGAUUAAGUCAUGUGUUUUGGAGGGACUCCAUGAUGAAGGAUGACUUCACAAUCUUUGGAGAUGUUAUGGUGUUUGAUACUACCUAUAGAACCAACAAAUACAACCUAAUUUGUGCGCCAUUUGUUGGAUUGAAUAAUUACAAGAAAAAUGUUAUGUUUGGCUGUGCAUUUUUGUCAAAUGAAAAGAUUGAAACUUUUGUGUGGUUGUUUGAGACUUUCAAGAAGAGCAUGGGGGGUCAAAGUCCUAUAUCAUUGUUUACAGAUCAGGACUUGGCAAUGAGUAAAGCAAUUGAGAAGGUGUUUCCACAGACAAGGCACAGAUUGUGCAUUUGGCAUCUACAUCAAAAUGCACAAUCUCAUUUGGGAAAACUAAAAAGUGAUAAGACUUUUUAUGAUGCAUUUCAAAGAUGUAUAACUGGCUGCAUUGAUUCAUAUGAUUUUGAGGAAUGUUGGAAAGCAAUGGUUGAAAAUCAUAACUUGCAAAACAACUCGUGGAUUCAGAGAUUAUAUGAGUUAAGAGAAAAGUGGUCUAAUGCUUUCAACAAAGAAUACUUCUCUGUAGGAAUUCUUUCAUCUCAAAGAAGUGAAAGCACUAACCAUGCAUUAGGAUUUAAAGCAAAAAAGACUACAAACUUGACUGAAUUUUAUGGACUGUUCAAGCAGACCAUAGAACGUUGGAGAUCCAAUGAAUUGAGUGAUGAAUUCCAGUGUAUAAGAGGUCAACCAACGACGGUAUUACCUAUGACUGGAAUAAUAAAGCAAGCUUCCAAGGUAUACACUCUUACAGUUUUUAAGGAUUUUGAAAAGCAAUUUAUGAGAUGUCUUGCUGGUAGUUUUUCUUUUCUAAGUGAAGAAUAUGAUUUCAAGCUUUAUCAAGUGAAAGAUGGACAACAUACAUACCAAGUUAGUUUUUAUAAUGUGAUGAAUACUUUAGUGACUUGCACUUGCAACUUGUUCGAGGAAUGCGGGAUGUUAUGUAGUCAUUGUUUGAGGAUACUACUCACUCAUUCAAUAGACAAAAUACCAGACUGCUACAUAAACAAGAGGUGGACAAAGCUUGCAAAACAAGCACUAUGGGAUAAAAAUGUUGAGCAACAAAGUAAAAGUGCUCAACCUUGGAGGCAUCAAUUUGUGAAAAACUGCUUGAAUCUAGCUCUACAAGUCCAAGACAAUGAGAAUGCAAGAAGACUUGUUGAAGAUGGGUUAGAAUCUAUAAGAUUAGCAGCACUUCAAGAGAUGAAGAAUACUAUGUCAGAAACAAAUGAAGCUCAAGAUUUAGAGGCAUGCUCUGAAUCUAGUAUAAGUGUUAAAGAUCCUAAAAAAUCAGUGACAAAGGGACGGAAACAAAGGAUCAAAGGACACUUGGAGAAAAAUACAAAGAAGAAAAGAAAGAAUGGUAUAUUGGAUAUAACAUUCUGGACAGGUAUUAAAAUUGUUGCUUUACAGUAA
Molecule: messenger RNA, 2103 nt
Organism: Salvia miltiorrhiza (redroot sage)
Lineage: Eukaryota; Viridiplantae; Streptophyta; Magnoliopsida; Lamiales; Lamiaceae
Product: protein FAR1-RELATED SEQUENCE 5-like
Exons: 4
Coding region: 1-2103 (700 amino acids)
Biological process (GO): regulation of DNA-templated transcription
Molecular function (GO): zinc ion binding
Source: RefSeq, a predicted model, not a curated record